UCAAUUAUCAUAAUUACAGCUGAAGAUUAUGAUGAUCCAGAUACAAAUAAUACUAAAGUAAUUUAUAAAAUCCUUAAUAAUUCUUUGAUAAAUGCUGAUUAUCAUUACGUAGAAUCUUGUAAAAAUCCCUUUAAAUUAAUUAUGGAGAAUUUCAAAGAAGCGCGAAUAUUAACAGACCGAAAUUUGAACAGAUGCUACGGAACCUGGGCAGUUACGAUUUACGCUCAAGAUCUCGGAACGAAUCCAGGUCCUUUAAAUGAUACGAAAACCUACUAUUUACAAGUAACUGACUACAACUAUAACAUUCCGGUUAUCAAAUUUCCAAUCGCUGGAAAAAAAAUUGCAUUGAGUGAGAAUCAAACAAUAAAUAGUCGAUUAAAGACUUACGAUAAACAGCAACUUGAUGAUUUCGUCGCUUCAGAUGAAGACAAUGGUCCCAGUGGAACAGUAGUAUUCACAAUAAGCGGAAAUAAUGAUGACCACAAAUUUUUUAAAAUUAUAAGUACGCAAAAAAAUUCUGCACAGCUCCAAUUAAAAAAUUUAUCAAAUAUUACAGAGCAAAACUCGUAUCAAAUAAUUAUCACAGCAACGGAUGAAGGUGAUCCACCAAAAACUGUUUCACAGGAGUUAGAAAUAAUUUUUGUAGCAACUCUGGGACCAAAGUUUGUUCGAAACGAUUGGACAGUGUGGGUCGAAGAAAAUACAUUGAUCUUGAGUGAAGAUAUAAUAUUACCAGAAGUCCAUGAUAAUAUUGGAAACGAUGAAAACAUUGUAAGGAUAUAUUGUUUCAUCGAUGAUAAAGUUGGUGAUCAUGAGUUUUUCAAAUUGGACAAAGAUACAAGGAAUCUAACAAUAACAAAAGCAUUGGAUCGUGAAACGCAAGACAUUAUGUCAAUUCUUAUUAUUGCAACACCAAACAGUGAAGGUCCUCCAAGAGACCCUCGAAAAGAAGCUACUCUCAAUAUUACGAUUAUCGUGGUCGAUGAAAAUGACAAUGCACCAUCUUUUGAAAUAGAUUUUUAUUCUGGUGGUAUUACAACGAGUGAUCCAGUCAAUAGGACGAUUUUAAUCAUCAAGGCUACAGAUGCUGACCUCAAUGAAACUUUAAUGUACAAAUUGAUUGACAAUAGUAUUAAAGUUUCUGACUCAUCUCUAACCGGAAUCGAUAAUCCUUUUUUACUUGACAGUCAGUCAGGUAAUUUAUUAUUAAAAUUUAUACCUCAAAAUUCGAUGACAGGAUUUUUCACUUCAAUUGUUGCUGUUUACGAUGCAGUUAAGCACAACAAUUCAGCUGUAAUACAAAUAUACAUUAUCGCUGAGGAUAAUCGAGUGAUUUUUACAUUUCAAAAUAGUGCCACUUAUGUUAUUGAGAAGCGAAUAUUUAUUAUUAAAUCGUUUUCCAAACAGUUUGGAUAUACUUGCAACAUUGAUGAAAUAAAAAGUGAUACUGGCAACAGCAAUCAAGCUUUUGAUAACCGUACUACACUUAUAUCGCAUUUCAUUGAUCCAAAUAAUAAUUUACCUAUUAAAGCAAGUACUAUAGUUUCGGCAUCUAGCGAUUUACAAAUUGUGACAAAUUUAAAAUCGAUUCUUCUAACGGAAUCAUUAUAUUUGAUCGAUGUUCCAACAAAAAGCUCAUUUACCGUUGACAAUAUCCAACAACAAAUCCAUUGGGCUUUGAUAUCUUUAACAAUAUUUUUCUGUUUAUGUAGUAUAGCUAUAUUUGUUGUUUAUUUUAUACGAACACGAAGUUUGACAAAAAGGAUAAAUAAAAUAGCUAGUGAAUGGAAAGUUGAAACGCAAAAAAAAAGCUCAGAUCAUAUUCAAAGUGUACCAAUGACUAACCAAUUCUCUCUGACUGGUUCCAAUCCUAUUUGGAAAGCAUCAACAAAAGAAUCUGUUAAGAAAUCGGAUGAUAAUAUUAGCCAAACGAGUGGGGACUCAGAUUUCGUUGGCAUUGGAGACAAUCUUGAUUUUGGUUAUAAUAAUGACACAAUUAUAACAAAUCAUAACAUUGAUAUAACUAAUCAGAUCUACGCUCAUUUAUCGGAAGUGCCAAAACUGAUACUGAAUGAUUCCUAUUUAGAAGACAAAUAUUCUGAAAAUGAUAAAUCAUGUUGAAAUGACGAAAUUUCAUUUAUGAACCAUCAUCAAAAAUAUU
Cotesia glomerata is the source of this 2161-nucleotide messenger RNA. RefSeq names its product protocadherin Fat 4-like. Gene Ontology annotation, cellular component: plasma membrane. Gene Ontology annotation, molecular function: calcium ion binding. The record is from RefSeq and is a predicted model, not a curated record. Gene Ontology annotation, biological process: homophilic cell-cell adhesion. The coding region runs from base 142 to 2121 and encodes 659 amino acids. The transcript is spliced from 13 exons. NCBI's taxonomy places the organism in Eukaryota, Metazoa, Arthropoda, Insecta, Hymenoptera, Braconidae.